AGUGCCUCCGUCUCUCUCUCUCCCCUGCUCUUCCCCAGGUGAGGAGCAACAGCUCUCCCAGCAGGUUCCACUGGAUUGCUGAUGAGCCAGAUCUUCCUGAGACGUUCGCCUGCUGUUGCUGCUUUCCCUCUCUGAGUUCCCUUCGUGUUUUUUACCCUGCCCCCCACAAAAGCUAAGACCAGGUGCUGAUCUGAGCGCACACUCGCCGCAGGGAUGAACUGGUCGGCGCUGGAGGGCCUCCUGAGCGGGGUGAAUAAGUACUCCACAGUGUUCGGCCGGGUGUGGCUCUCCAUGGUCUUCGUAUUCCGCGUGCUGGUGUUCGUGGUGGCGGCGCAGCGCGUGUGGGGGGACGAGAGCAAGGACUUUGUGUGCAACACCAGGCAGCCCGGCUGCACCAACGUCUGCUACGACAGCAUCUUCCCCAUCUCCCACAUCCGCCUGUGGGCGCUGCAGCUCAUCUUCGUCACCUGCCCCUCGCUCAUGGUGGUGGCGCACGUCAAGUACCGCGAGGAGAAGGACAAGAAGUACGCCGCCAUGCACCCGGGGUCUCACCUGUACGCCAACCCGGGGAAGAAGCGCGGGGGUCUGUGGUGGACCUACCUGCUCAGCCUCGUCUUCAAGGCGGCCUUUGACUCCGCCUUCCUCUACAUCCUGCACUUCAUAUACGAGGGCUACGACAUGCCCCGCCUCUCCAAGUGCAACCUGGAGCCCUGCCCCAACACGGUGGACUGCUACAUCUCCCGCCCCACCGAGAAGCGGAUCUUCACCCUCUUCAUGGUGGUCUCCUCGGCCAUCUGCGUCUUCAUGUGCAUCUGCGAGAUGAUCUACCUGGUGGGCAAGCGCUGCCAGAAAGUGAUGAGGCUCCGGUACGAGAACGAGCGCGUGCUGUUCAUCGAGAGGCACGACAUCACCACCCUGGCCCCACCCAGGUCAGAGUUCAUCAGACUGGACCCCACAGCCAAUGAUCCACCUAUUCAAAGCAUUGCCAACAGCAGCAGCCGCAAGGCUGAGGAGGCCGCUGCCACCAACAAAACAGUCUAGAUCCAUCAAUCGAGAGAAGGUUCAGGGGACUCGCUGUGCCAGUGUAACAAAGUAAAGGGACCUAGAUGAGCAGGCCCACAGCAAAGACAUGCUAGAAUCCUACUGGUUAAACUGAAUAACCCAGAAUUCUUGUGUUUCCAUCUGUAAACUUCUUUCUGGGAGGUGCCUGUUCUUUCCCACAAUGCAAUAUUGGAGGGGUCGGCUCACACAGAGUGCCUCUCUCUUUUCCUGUGUUUUCAUUGGCGCAUCAAAGCGAUGAAAUAUACUGCUAAGAUAUGGUGAUAGCAGGUGAAACUGGUGUACAGAUACUUGAACAGCACGUAGAGUAGUUAGCGAAAUUGCAUUAGAUUAUUUAAAAACUUUAAACUUCCAUUUGCACAUGCAUUCUUACUUGGGCAUUUUUUAAAUGAUGCAACCACACAAUGGCAGUGUCCCAGGCCAGACUUAAAACCACAUCACCGAGCUCCAGAGUCCACAGCUCUCACAAUGAUUCUACUUCAUAGCACAAACUCUUAGAUCCAGAGUGUGGAUCUUCCACUAUCCCUCCAGACUACUGCCAGACUGAAGUUCUACAAUCCAUAUUACAUUUAAAGUACCAGAACAUGCAAUUGUUGGACCAACUGUAGUUAUUUUACAGCAAAACAGAGCUUCAUAACUGGCCUAUGAAAAAAAACAUGUGAAAUGCAAACUGAAUGUACUUUUUUCCUCAGGGUAUAUUUCUGCAUCUAUUUUCGGUAUUACCAAAACUAGUUUUUCAAAAUGUUCAACUUGCAGAUCAGGUCAUGCAGACAAAACACAAGUGCCUUUCCUAUCCUGUUGGAAGAUUACAAUCUACAACACCUGUCCCAGCCUGCAAAACUAACUGCACUUCCAGCUACCCGCUUCCCUAAGCACCACUCCCUGUUGUGGUUCAGGCCACCAACUGAACAUGAAGUCACUGUGUACAGGAACUCUAACAGACCGACUGCAGAAGCACCGCCACGGACAAUAUUAGCUGUUAAGACAUACCGCAUGGGCAUAACCAACUGGUGGGAUGGGGUCCUAACAUAACAUUUAAUCAACAA
Messenger RNA from Megalops cyprinoides (Indo-Pacific tarpon), 2105 nucleotides. RefSeq names its product gap junction beta-4 protein-like. Bases 214 to 1041 code for a protein of 275 amino acids. Gene Ontology annotation, cellular component: connexin complex. The transcript is spliced from 2 exons. Gene Ontology annotation, biological process: cell communication. Lineage: Eukaryota; Metazoa; Chordata; Actinopteri; Elopiformes; Megalopidae. The record is from RefSeq and is a predicted model, not a curated record.